AUUCUCUCUAUCUCUCCCUCUCUCUCUCUGUGUUGCUGCUCACAUUCCCCUCUACUUCAUUCUUGGGAGGAUUCGCAGACCGGCACAAUGGCUGUCGCAAGACCCAUCCGGAUGCUGGGUGCCUCGUGCAUCAUCCUCGUUCUCUUUCUCAUCUUCCAAAUGAACAAAACACCCGCCCUGAUCACUAAGGGGUCGUCGUCGUCAUCAUCAUCAACGCCAUACGAGGGUAUCACCUCCGAUCCUCUCAAAGAUCCAACCGGUGAGCCAGAGGGCAAGUUGUGGCGUGUAACCGACGGCGACUAUAGCCCCGGCAAUGCAAAAUCUCCCCGUACCAACGCCGCCCUCAUCUCUCUGGUGCGAAACGAAGAACUCCACGAACUUAUCCCGACCAUCCGUGACCUUGAGCGUACUUGGAAUAGCAAGUUCAACUACCCUUGGAUUUUCUUCAAUGACCAGCCCUUCACGGAAGAAUUCAAGAAGUUGACGCAGGCGGAAACCAAGGCGAAAUGCUACUACGAGCAAGUGCCCAAAGAACACUGGGAGGUUCCUGAGUGGAUCGACAUGGACCUCUUCCGCGAGUCCGCCCAAUUGCUGAAGGAGAAGGGUAUUCAGUACAGUGACAAGAUCUCCUAUCAUCAGAUGUGUCGCUGGAACAGUGGUCUAUUCUACCAGCACCCCGCUCUCCAGAAGUACCGGUACUACUGGCGUGUCGAGCCCAAGGUCAAAUUCUUCUGCGAUGUCGAUUACGAUGUCUUCCGCUACAUGGAGGAUCGGAACCUCACCUACGGCUUCACGAUCAACCUCUUCGAUGCCCCCGAAAGUAUUCCCUCGCUGUGGCCCGAGACCAAGAAGUUUCUCGCUGCGAACCCGACUUAUCUGAACAAGAACAAUAUGAUGAACUGGCUCACCGACGACCAGCUGCGACCUGAGCACACGGAAGCCGCCAACGGUUACUCCACCUGCCACUUCUGGUCCAACUUCGAGAUUGGCGAUAUGGAGUUCUUCAGGGGCGAGCAAUACUCUGCCUACUUUGAGCACUUGGAUCGGGCCGGUGGCUUCUACUACGAGCGCUGGGGUGAUGCGCCCGUGCACUCCAUCGGCUUGGGCCUUUUCGCCGAUAAGUCCAAGGUUCAUUGGUUCCGGGACAUCGGAUACAAUCACAUCCCUUACUACAAUUGCCCCACUUCUCCCAAAUGUUCCGGCUGCACGCCCGCCAAGUUCUACGCUGGUGAACCCUGGCUGGCCAAGGAAGACUGCCGACCCAGCUACUUCAAGCAUGUUGGAAUGCACUAGAAAUCGCCGCAUGAUAUGAUUCUAUUUUCCUUUGAUUAUCUGGUGCAUAUGACAAUUGUUCCUCGAUCUCUUGCAUAUGAACGUCUCGCAUGAGGGCGAUGGGAUAACCGGCGGACCAUCUUUACCCUACCACAUAUGAGGACCUGGUUCGGGUACGAUCACUUUGCCAUUUGAGAAUUACGAUCGAUUCUUUGUACAGGAGCUGAGUGCGCACAAUUUACUAGCGCUCACAUGUUCUAUUAUUACCACAUACCCAGUCUUGAUGACGAAGAAACUGCUUAAAAUUUAUAUUGAACUCUCUCGGUGGCGUUUUACACGGAUUGCCGUUUUUCUUUUUUUUUUUUUAAUGAUUACUUUUCCG
Molecule: messenger RNA, 1654 nt
Organism: Aspergillus saccharolyticus JOP 1030-1
Lineage: Eukaryota; Fungi; Ascomycota; Eurotiomycetes; Eurotiales; Aspergillaceae
Product: glycosyltransferase family 15 protein
Exons: 4
Coding region: 88-1293 (401 amino acids)
Biological process (GO): protein O-linked glycosylation; cell wall mannoprotein biosynthetic process; protein N-linked glycosylation
Cellular component (GO): membrane; Golgi apparatus
Molecular function (GO): alpha-1,2-mannosyltransferase activity
Source: RefSeq, a predicted model, not a curated record